Messenger RNA from Calliphora vicina (urban bluebottle blowfly), 1070 nucleotides. RefSeq lists its product as uncharacterized. Lineage: Eukaryota; Metazoa; Arthropoda; Insecta; Diptera; Calliphoridae. The record is from RefSeq and is a predicted model, not a curated record.
CAGCAAAGUGGAAUGAUCGCAAAAAUAGUGUAAGGUCUACAAAGAAAUUUUAUACAAAGGAAAGAAAGAAUUAAGUUGUCGUUGAAUAAAUUUCUUUCAAGAAUAAAUUUUUAUUAAAGAAAAAACAAAUCAAAUUUAGUAAAAAUAUGAAGUGUGAAAAAAUUCUUGUGAAAACAUUAAUCAUUGCGAUUGUAUUGCUGUCACUAUGUGAGGCACGUGGUGGUAGGCGUGGCGGUUCAUUUGGCGGACUUUUCGGUAGUUGGCGUAAAUACAAAAAACCUUCAAGUGGUGGCGGAAGUUCACGUCGUAUUGCUGAGAAUAAAAAGUCCGGUAGUAGUGAUAAAUUUCAGAAAAAUAUAAAAGCAAAUAAUUACUAUAACAGCUAUAAUACGCCACCACUGCCCACAGGAGGAUCAUAUUAUCAUAAUACUGCCGCUUUGCCAGGAAAUGCCAUAUAUGUGGCACAAGCCCCACCCAGAGGAGCUGAAUUUGGGGAUUUUCUAACGGGUUAUCUAACCGGCCGCCUAUUAACCAUGGGGUUUUCAUCUCCCCAUUAUCAUGUUACUCAUGUUUAUAGGGAUAAUCCAGCAGCAGCUGAUAGUACUGCCAAAUCAAAUAAUACUUCAGCCCAAGUUGUUAUUAUAAAUGGUCAGCAACAACAGCCAUAUACAGAGAAGCCAUUUAACGCACCUUUGCUGCCCAUAACCACAACAACAGAGAGCUCUAGUUCCAGAGAAGCUAAAAGUAGCUCGACCCAACUACCCCUAAGUACAACAGAACCACCUGCUCCUACAUAUGGUGUAAUUUGUAUGCCAAUGAUGAUAAACGAAACAGAUGCAAAAGGUGAAAUAGUGCAAAUUGAAAGAACUGUUUGCUAUCCAGCACCAGCGCCACCUACACCCCAAAAGGAUAUGAAAUCGAAACCAGCUGAAAUUGCAGGCGAUAUAAUGGAGCAUUAAUAAAUUUAUUAUUUUUAUUAUAUCUUCAAUUUAUAAACUAAAUAAACUUAAUUUUUAAUUUUUUUGAAAAUAAAAUUUUAAUAAAAUAUUUGGCCCUCGCCAUGGAGAAAA